Debaryomyces hansenii CBS767 is the source of this 687-nucleotide messenger RNA. RefSeq lists its product as uncharacterized. Gene Ontology annotation, biological process: regulation of mRNA splicing, via spliceosome; mRNA processing. Gene Ontology annotation, cellular component: spliceosomal complex. Gene Ontology annotation, molecular function: RNA binding. The transcript has a single exon. Lineage: Eukaryota; Fungi; Ascomycota; Pichiomycetes; Serinales; Debaryomycetaceae. The record is from RefSeq and is a predicted model, not a curated record. Bases 1 to 687 code for a protein of 228 amino acids.
AUGUCGUACAGAGUCCAAAGAGUAGACGAUGAGUUUGUGAGUAACAAGAAUAAGAAAGAUAAAGCUGGGGUGAAGUACCCAAAGAAAUUCUCCAAGAAAGUCAAUAUGGGGAAAGUGAACUUUGCAGUGGUGGAAAAAUGGAUUGGUGAUACUUUGAACGAGCAAUUGCCGGACGAUGACGUGGUAAUUGACUACGUGGGCGAAUUGUUGCAAGCCGAAGACGAGCCGGACAUCAAGAUGAUCCAUUUACAAAUGCAGGACUUUUUGGGUCAAGAACAGGCCAUGAAGUUCUGCGAGACGUUGUGGGACUUGUUGAUGAGUGCACAGGAUGAUCCUGAUGGCAUACCGGCGCAGCUUCUAGAACAAAGACGGAAGGAGUACGAGGCAGACGUAGACAGCGGUAAGGUGGAAAAACCGAAGACCAACUACAACAGAAGUGGUGCUGGACAAAAUACUUUAAUGGAUGCAAAAACCAAUGGCGAUAAAGGGCGCAGCUACAAGGAUAAAGGGCGUAGUGACAUGAAGAACACUUCUGGCCAAAAUAGAAGACACUACAGAAAUACGCGAAAUGAUAGGGACAUGGAUCCCCAGGAUAUAAGGGCCUCGAAAAACACCGGAUAUAGAGAUGACAAACAGGAUCGAUCGUACAAGCGGUCUGAUAAUCGGGAAAACGACAACAGAAAAUGA